AUGAAUUCCUACGAUCCACCGUACGGGUUUCCUCUUCGCAGAAAUGGCACCUGCCUUUCCAGUGAAACCAGCUGUGGUCACACAUGGGGGGGGUUCUAUGCCUGCUGCCCGGGCGAUUCGGUUUGCCCAGGGGCUUCACAAUCAAUCUUGAACAAUGUUUGCUGUCCAACCGAAUCCGACUGUACUGCACCACUUAAAGCGACUCCGCACUGCGCAAAUGAUACCUGGAUAAUGUUCAAUCACACUGGAUUCUUCUGCUGUUUGCCAGAGCAAACAGGGUUCUGGACAGAUAGUCCCCAAGAUGCUGUUGGCUGCUCCGAUGGGGCGCCCACAGAGCGCGGGGAAACAAUCUUGAAUACAGAGACUCAGAGUCACGCCUCUGCUACCAGCAGCGCUUCUACCGAAUCCACAUCCACAAGUUCUCUACCCGCCGCAACAACGACCUCAGCCUCCGACUCAUCGAACAGCUCUUCCUCGAGUAACCAUGCUGGGGCCAUUGCAGGAGGCGUCGUUGGUGGCGUUGCCGGAGUCGCAUUGAUCGUUGCCCUUCUUUGGUACUUCUUCCUGCGUGGCCGAAAACAAUCUCAGCAGCCGCCAGCUGGGGAAAUGGCUGUUCCCAUGGCCGGCACUCAGAAUCCACCCAAGCCCCCGGCCGAACUGGAAGCCCAGAAAAUACAACAUGAGCUAGAAAGCGGGAUGGACCAACCAGUUCAUGAAUUGCCAGCCAACCACUACUAA
Messenger RNA from Aspergillus pseudonomiae, 738 nucleotides. RefSeq lists its product as uncharacterized. Bases 1 to 738 code for a protein of 245 amino acids. The transcript has 2 exons. Lineage: Eukaryota; Fungi; Ascomycota; Eurotiomycetes; Eurotiales; Aspergillaceae. The record is from RefSeq and is a predicted model, not a curated record.